AUGACUGAGAACGUUGGCCGACCUACCGGUGAUGGUCUGGCCCUCGAGGCCUGGGGCCAGGGUCUGAUGGUGGGCAGUCUCAUAAUCAUGUCUGCCGUCACGAUCUCCAACAUGAAGAAGCAUAUUCUGCUACACAAACUAAUCUUCGCCGAACUGAUUCUGGCCAUGGGCCAUGGCACAUUCAUCUUUCUACAUGAACCCGCCUAUGGCUGGUACCUUUCGGUCACCGCCAUCGGUCUGAACGUCUCUUGGGCUCUGCAUAACGUCAUUGCCUGGAUGAAGAAUCGUCCAUUCCUCUCCCGCCGUGUCUCAAUGAUCUAUAUCGUGACGGUCGUUCUAUGCUGGCCAUACUGGAUCCUUGAGAUUUAUGCAAACUUCUCCUAUUUCAACAACAUCAACAACAUCUUUCAUAUGACCCGACCUCUCGAGCCUCUAUUCCGGGACCCAUGGUGGGUCUUCACCACAUGCUCACUCUUUUACACAAUCAAGAAGGAGUACAACUUCGGCCUGUGGGAACUGGUGAAAGUCAGUCCUCGAUUUGGAGUGAUGCUCCUGUCGAUGUGCCUUUCGAUAGCGUUCAUUGUAGUGGACACGUGCAGCGUGCUCAAUGUGUUCAGUGAUGCCCUGCCGCAAGGAAUAGAACCUUUCUGGAAGCUCUCAUUUAUCUUCAAAUGCCUCUGCGACACAGUGAUCCUCGAUGAUUUUAAGACCGCGCUUGAUCGCAUGCGGGCAUAUUGGCUUCGCAAGCAGGCAUCGGGCGAGAUUCUCAUGACCAGCCCGCCAUCUGUACGGUCCCCACGGCAUGGGCGCAUGCUAUCGGAUGAUAUCGAAGCGACUGCUGCGGGUGUGGAUACGCAUCAACUUAUCCGCAACAAUAAGUCGUUUUCUGUCCCACGCGUUCUGUUACGAGAAAAUGUACGAUGA
This is a messenger RNA of Penicillium macrosclerotiorum, 924 nucleotides long. RefSeq lists its product as uncharacterized. Bases 1 to 924 code for a protein of 307 amino acids. Lineage: Eukaryota; Fungi; Ascomycota; Eurotiomycetes; Eurotiales; Aspergillaceae. The record is from RefSeq and is a predicted model, not a curated record. The transcript is spliced from 4 exons.